GUUGCAAUAAUAAUAAUAAUAAUAAUAAUAAUAAUAGUAAUUUAAUACAAAAUAUAUUAUUUCGAAUCGCUUGUUAUAAUAAUUGAUUGUAAAUAACCGUAUUUGGAUGUGUGUGCGCGCGUGAUAGUGUAAUUAUUAUUGUUAUUAUAAUAGUAUGACGUCUGUGGAAAUGUGUCACCGAACGGUCAACAGACAAUUCAUAUUAUAUUAUAGGGGUGCAGUGAUAUUAUGAUACAAUAAACUUUGUGGAUCGAUAGCUGUGAGAUCCAUAAUAUUAGGUCCGAAUUGCACCGACUGAGCCCGGAGGUGUAUAAUAAACGCCCGCGACGAACUUUCGACAUCUGAGCGCAGCUUUACGGGCAAAAUGCGACCUACCCAUAUAAUAAUAUAGGUACGUACACGAACGAGAAAUGUAUUAAAGUUCAAAUCGCGACCAUAGAGUUUACAACAAGUAAAUUCGGUGGUUGACUAUUAUUAUGGGUACGCCGUACACGCGUCUAAUACAUGGCGCGAUAGCGAGGGUUCUCAUUAUAAAAACGUCACCGCAGGAAGCUCCUUAAGUAGGCAUAGUACAAACAAAUCUCAAGAAUUCGAAAAUAUGGUCUUAAAAUUUCAGAAAAAAUCAUCGAAUAAAACAUUAUAUUCUGUUAAAUAAUCGAAUGAAAACACAAAUAUGAAAAAUAUUAUAAAUUUAUAUAAAAAAGUAAAAAAGAAAAGAUGACUCCUAAUAAAAGAUAAAAAUCACAAGAGUUGGAAUUGCGCUUUCAACUUGCCAUGAUUUUAAGUAAUGCAGUUAUCUUCAUAGCCUAUUAUUUAUACUGUUUACCAAAAAACCACAUAAAUCGAAAAUAAUAGGAGGCCGAAUGAAAAUGAUGAAGAAGAAAUCCGUUGUAAUUGAAGCUGUGGUUUCGAUAUUGUUAUGUUCAGUCAUUAACGACGUUUCAGGUGUAUUUUUCGGUUCUAGCGAUUUGACUUAUUGGAGAUGCAAAUUCAAACAAACGUUUCAAUGUCCGGAUCCCGACGUGACGUUUUACUUGUACACGAGUGAUCUCAGGAAAAUGAUUAAAAUCGAUAUGAGAGACAAGUGGUCGUUGUACAACAGUGGUUGGAACCCAAAUAAAAAGAACGUGAUCGUCAUACACGGGUUUAACGGAGCGGAAAAUAAUACGAUCAUGGUCAUACUGAGAAACGCCUACUUGAUGCGUGGAGACUUUAACGUGUUCAUGGUGGACUGGAGUCCGUUGACCGUGUACCCCUGUUACCUGUCGUCGCUGAGAAACACGCGAUUAGUGAGCCAGUGCACCGCUCAACUUUACGCCCAUCUCACUUAUUCGGGUGCUUCUGCUUACCAAAUACACUGCGUCGGCCACAGUCUCGGGGCUCACAUAUGCGGCAUGAUUAGCAAUCACUUGACGGAGAGACAGCACAAGAUCAUCGGUUUAGAUCCGGCAAAACCUCUGGUAGACUUGUUUACGAUGGACGAAUUUCGAUUGACGAGGGACGAUGCUGAUUUCGUAGAGGUCAUACACACAAACUCUGGAGUUUACGGAGAGUAUCCUCAGAUAGGACAUGUCGACUUUUGCGUAAACGGUGGUCGCAUGCAACCAAUUUGCACUAGCCAAGCAAAUAUAAUACAACAAUCGCGGUGCAGUCAUUUCAAGAGCGUUUGUUAUUAUGCAUUGUCACUUUCGAGAAGGCACAACAUGUUUUUGGGCGUACAAUGCACGGAAACUUGCGACUCAGUGAUACUUCCGUCAUUUUCGAAUCGGAUCGAUGUCAUACCCAUGGGCCUACAAACGCCAGAAUGGGUUAGAGGGACAUUUUACGUUGCAUACGAAGAUCCAGAUAACUUUUGCCGAUUCGAUGGAUAGUAUAACGUACAUAUUAAUUGUAAACAAAAAGUACAACUAUAUUAAUAUGUUUAUUAUGUAAUAUAGAUAAUUUUGCCUAAUCAUUUGCUAUUAAAUCAAUUUUAAUAUUAUGUAUAGUUUUCAAUUACCUCAUUAUAUUGUAAAAACUGACUAGAAUGCCACAAUUAUUGUUAUUUGUCGCAUGUAUUAUGUUUUGAUUAAUCAUGAUGUCAUUGUAUUAUUACGAUAAUAUAUUUAAUAUUUAUACACAAAAAUAUUAUAUUAAUUUUCUGAUGCGCUGUAAGUUGUAAACUAAACUGUGUGACAUAUUAUUAUAAUUUAUUUACAUCACAAUAUUGAAGUUUAUCUUAAAAUUAUAAAUAAUAUAAUACUACGUUAAGUCCAAGAUACUCAUA
Molecule: messenger RNA, 2266 nt
Organism: Metopolophium dirhodum (rose-grain aphid)
Lineage: Eukaryota; Metazoa; Arthropoda; Insecta; Hemiptera; Aphididae
Product: phospholipase A1 1-like
Exons: 11
Coding region: 864-1871 (335 amino acids)
Molecular function (GO): lipase activity
Source: RefSeq, a predicted model, not a curated record